AUGCCCGCCGACACGGGCAUGGAGAAACCGACCGCCUCUCCCAUCGCCGGCGCGCCCGCCAGCGCUAGCCACACACCGGACAAGCCGCGGAGCGCCAGCGAGCACCGGAAGGUAAAUGGAGGAGGAGGAGGAGGGUGCCGGUCGGGGCGCAGCAACGGUGGCGGCGGAGCUGGAUGGCGACAAGCCCGCGGCCGUGCUGAGUCGUCCAAGCCCAUCAUGGAGAAGCGGCGCCGGGCGCGGAUCAAUGAGAGCCUGGGGCAGCUCAAGACGCUCAUCCUGGACGCGCUCAAGAAGGACAGCUCGCGGCACUCCAAGCUGGAGAAGGCGGACAUCCUGGAGAUGACCGUGAAGCACCUGCGGAACCUGCAGCGGGCGCAGAUGACCGCCGCUCUCAGCGCCGACCCCACCGUCCUCGGCAAAUACCGGGCCGGUUUCAACGAGUGCAUGAACGAGGUGACCCGGUUCCUGUCCACCUGCGAAGGGGUCAACACCGACGUGCGCACGCGGCUCCUGAGCCACCUCUCGGCUUGCCUGGGCCAGAUCGUGGCCAUGAACUACCCCCCGCCACCGCCGCCGCCACCGCCGCCCUCCCAGCCCGCACAUCUGGCGCAGCAGCCGCUGCACGUCCAGAUGCCCCCGGGCACAGCUGGAGCCGUUCCCGUGCCCUGCAAGCUCAACCCUUCCGAAGCUCUGUCCCCAAAAGUUUAUGGCGGUUUCCAGCUCGUCCCGGCUACCGAUGGUCAGUUCGCCUUUCUCAUCCCGAACCCAGCCUUCCCUCCCAGCUCCGGACCGGUUAUUCCUCUCUAUGCCAACGCCAACGUGCCGGUGUCGGCGGGAGGAGGCUCCGGGAACGCGGCCGCCACCCCCUCGGUAUCGCCGGUGCAAGGUUUGACAUCAUUUGGGGGCAGCAUUGGUUCAGCAUCCCAAGCCGGGAGUCCCGUUGGAGAGCGCAGUGAAUCCGUCUGGAGACCCUGGUGA
This is a messenger RNA of Cinclus cinclus, 978 nucleotides long. It is a transcript of the gene HES4, whose product is annotated as hes family bHLH transcription factor 4. Gene Ontology annotation, cellular component: nucleus. The transcript is spliced from 4 exons. Gene Ontology annotation, molecular function: DNA-binding transcription factor activity, RNA polymerase II-specific; RNA polymerase II cis-regulatory region sequence-specific DNA binding; protein dimerization activity. Bases 1 to 978 code for a protein of 325 amino acids. The record is from RefSeq and is a predicted model, not a curated record. Lineage: Eukaryota; Metazoa; Chordata; Aves; Passeriformes; Cinclidae. Gene Ontology annotation, biological process: regulation of neurogenesis; anterior/posterior pattern specification; regulation of transcription by RNA polymerase II.